Dicrocoelium dendriticum is the source of this 1265-nucleotide messenger RNA. Lineage: Eukaryota; Metazoa; Platyhelminthes; Trematoda; Plagiorchiida; Dicrocoeliidae. The record is from the annotation of a GenBank genome assembly.
GGAGCAGCCCUUCAGUACCGGUUAAUGUCAUCAAUUUCAAGUUUUGCAUUCUGCGUUCCUGUACUUCUGACAAUGACUUCGCCACUCCUCGUCAUCGAAUCCGUGCAGGUUUUAUACUUCUCUACACACGUGAACCUCUCUACGUUGCUUAAGCAUCUGAAUGUUACACCUGUUGGCUUCGUUGGAGUAUUUGACACUCUAUAUCCUGGGGACCAUUUCUCGGAGUACCAGAUUUUUGCUAAAUAUCUAAAAAAUACCAAAGAAAUCAAUGUGUAUCACAUGCUGCAUACUCAAGAUAUCCUACCCUCUGAAAAUAUAUUCAAGAAAUUUAAUUUGUCGUACAUUGAAUUGCCCUACUACAUGCUUUUUCAUCGGGGUAAUUCUUCUCCUGUUACUUAUCGUAGCAGUUGGAAGUCGGAGGACAUUCUUCAAUGGGUUACCGAAGUUACUGGAUUACACUUACCUCUGCCUGGUUGUAUCGCUUCUCUGGAUGCGGUUGCCCACAAAGCAAGGAGUGCCAACCCGGAGCAAAUCAGGAGGGAGUUACUACCCGAAAUCGAUCAUAUCAGUGCCUCGGAACAGCACAUUAACUCAGAUCUCGCCAAGUUUUAUCGUAUUGUAAUGGAGAAACUCCUCACUCUUGGACCAUCUUUUUUGACUACGGAAUCUGUUCGUUUAAGAAAGUUAGUGGAUAGUGAAGUUGCCGAUUGGCAAAAGGAUAGCCUCAAAAAGCGACUUAACAUACUGACACAAUUUAUGAAACCUAAGGAUGGCUUUGCCAUUAAAACGGAACUCUGACAAACGACAGGUUGCUCUACCUUUAUUGCAUCCGAUCGUUACAUUUUCCUGCUCCUUUUCUUCGACUCCCAAAGCUGUGCUUGUCAUACCAAAUCUGCUGAUUAUCCUUCAUAUGCCUUCUCCUUUUGUGAUCUGUUUACCUUUGUGACUAUGCUUCAUGUAUUGCUCCUUUAUGUUUCUCACUGCUGUUACUGUGCAAUAAAACAUGCUCAUGGCAUGAUGGCCCAACUCCAUCGGCAUCGACUUCAUCCCUUUGCACUUUCGCAAAUUCACACACCAUGGCGCUUGCUGCAUCAGUCUACUUGCUUCACAUCCUCCUCACGUUUGGUUCAGCUACCUGAUGCGCCUUGGUCUACCGUUAACUCUGGCAUCUUAUCGACCUACUUCUGAGCCAAAUUUAAAUAGGAAUAAACUUGCGGAAAUCACAGUUGUAAAAAUCCCACUGGAUACAAGCAGACAUGUUUUCA